AUGGAUUUGUUCUACCAUCUUUUCAGACAAGAGGCUUGGGAGGACAGCAAGAGCUCUCUCGCUAUUCCAGGUUUUGGUCGGAAGGAUGUAGUUGAAUAUUUACUUCAGAGUGGUGCCAAUGUCCAUGCUCGAGACGACGGAGGCCUUAUUCCUCUUCACAACGCUUGCUCUUUCGGUCACGCCGAAGUUGUCAAUCUUCUCUUGAGGCAUGGCGCAGAUCCUAAUGCUCGGGAUAAUUGGAAUUACACUCCUCUUCAUGAAGCUGCCAUUAAGGGCAAGACAGAUGUCUGCAUUGUAUUGCUGCAGCAUGGUGCUGAACCAACCAUCCGUAACACAGAUGGGAGAACAGCUUUGGAUUUAGCAGAUCCGUCUGCAAAAGCAGUGCUGACUGGUGAAUACAAGAAAGAUGAACUCUUAGAAAGUGCCAGGAGUGGAAAUGAAGAAAAGAUGAUGUCUCUUCUCACACCAUUAAAUGUUAACUGCCAUGCAAGCGAUGGCAGAAAGUCGACUCCUUUGCAUUUAGCAGCUGGAUAUAAUCGUGUUAAAAUAGUGCAGCUGUUACUACAGCAUGGAGCUGAUGUGCAUGCUAAGGAUAAAGGAGAUUUGAGACCACUUCACAAUGCCUGCUCCUAUGGUCAUUAUGAAGUAACAGAACUUCUAGUAAAGCAUGGAGCAUGUGUGAAUGCAAUGGAUCUGUGGCAAUUCACCCCUCUGCAUGAAGCAGCUUCUAAGAACAGGGUGGAAGUGUGUUCUCUUUUGUUAAGUUAUGGUGCUGACCCAACACUCUUGAACUGUCACAACAAAAGCACCAUUGACUUGGCUCCAACGCCCCAAUUAAAAGAAAGAUUAGCAUAUGAAUUCAAAGGUCAUUCACUGCUACAGGCUGCAAGAGAAUCAGAUGUAGCUCGCAUAAAGAAACAUCUUUCUUUGGAGACAGUGAACUUCAAGCAUCCCCAGACACAUGAAACAGCGUUGCACUGUGCUGCUGCAUCCCCAUAUCCAAAGAGAAAACAAGUGUGUGAAUUGCUGCUGAGAAAAGGAGCCAACAUCAAUGAAAAGACAAAAGACUUCUUGACUCCUCUGCAUGUAGCAUCAGAAAAAGCUCAUAAUGAUGUUGUUGAAGUAGUUGUGAAACAUGAAGCUAAGGUUAAUGCAUUGGAUAAUCUCGGUCAGACCUCUCUUCAUAGAGCUGCACAUUGUGGUCAUCUUCAGACGUGCAGAUUGCUACUGAGUUCUGGAUGUGAUCCUUCCAUUGUGUCCCUGCAGGGCUUUACAGCCUCCCAAAUGGGAACAGAAAGUGUGCAACAGCUAUUGCAAGAGGGUAUCCCACUAGGUAAUUCAGAUGCAGAUCGCCAGUUGCUGGAGGCUGCAAAGGCUGGAGAUGUGGAUACUGUAAAAAAACUAUGCACAGUUCAAAGCGUGAACUGCAGAGAUAUUGAAGGACGUCAGUCCACACCACUUCAUUUUGCAGCUGGCUAUAAUAGGGUAUCAGUUGUUGAAUAUCUUCUACAACAUGGAGCUGAUGUACAUGCAAAAGAUAAGGGAGGACUUGUCCCUUUACAUAAUGCUUGCUCUUAUGGUCACUAUGAAGUUGCAGAACUUCUCGUUAAACAUGGAGCAGUUGUAAAUGUAGCUGAUUUGUGGAAAUUCACCCCCUUACAUGAAGCUGCAGCAAAAGGAAAAUAUGAGAUAUGCAAACUCCUAUUACAGCAUGGAGCUGACCCCACAAAGAAAAACAGAGAUGGAAAUACUCCUUUAGACCUUGUUAAAGAUGGCGAUACUGAUAUUCAAGACCUACUUAGAGGAGACGCAGCUCUACUAGAUGCUGCUAAGAAAGGUUGUUUGGCCCGAGUAAAAAAGCUGUGUUCACCUGACAAUGUCAAUUGUCGGGACACACAAGGACGACACUCAACACCGCUACACUUAGCAGCUGGUUACAACAAUUUGGAGGUUGCUGAGUACCUUCUACAGCAUGGCGCAGAUGUGAAUGCACAGGAUAAAGGAGGUUUGAUUCCCCUGCAUAAUGCUGCAUCUUAUGGGCAUGUGGAUGUGGCAGCUUUACUCAUAAAGUAUAACGCGUGCGUGAAUGCUACGGACAAAUGGGCUUUCACACCUUUACAUGAAGCAGCCCAGAAAGGACGAACACAACUUUGUGCCUUGUUACUGGCACAUGGGGCUGAUCCCACUCUGAAAAACCAGGAAGGACAAACACCAUUAGACCUCGUCACUGCAGAUGAUGUCAGCGCGUUAUUGACAGCAGCAAUGCCUCCUUCUGCACUACCAUCGUGCUACAAACCUCAGGUUAUAAAUGUGUCACAGACUACAGGAUCUGCAGCUGAUUCCCUCUCUUCUGUUCCAUCCAGUCCAUCCAGUCUGUCUGCUGCAAGCAGCCUUGACAACUUGUCUGGUAGUUUUUCUGAACUUCCUUCUGUCGUUGGUACAAAUGGUGCAGAGGGAGCUGCAGUUUUAGAGAAGAAAGAAGUUUCAGGUAUAGAUUUUAGCAUAAAUCAGUUUGUGCGGAACCUUGGCCUUGAACAUCUAAUUGACAUAUUUGAGAGAGAACAGAUAACGCUGGAUGUUUUGGUUGAAAUGGGACACAAAGAAUUGAAGGAAAUUGGAAUUAAUGCCUAUGGCCAUCGGCAUAAAAUAAUUAAAGGAGUUGAAAGACUGAUUUCUGGGCAGCAAGGACUUAACCCAUACCUGACUCUGAAUACUUCUGGCAGUGGAACUAUACUCAUAGAUCUUUCCUCUGAAGAUAAGGAAUUUCAGUCAGUGGAAGAGGAGAUGCAGAGCACCGUCCGAGAGCACAGAGACGGGGGACAUGCUGGGGGAGUCUUCAACAGAUACAACAUUUUAAAGAUUCAGAAAGUAUGCAACAAAAAACUCUGGGAAAGAUACACUCACAGGAGGAAAGAGGUCUCUGAAGAGAAUCAUAACCAUGCUAAUGAAAGGAUGCUGUUUCAUGGCUCCCCCUUUGUGAAUGCGAUUAUUCACAAAGGCUUUGAUGAAAGACAUGCCUACAUAGGUGGCAUGUUUGGAGCUGGGAUUUAUUUUGCAGAAAAUUCCUCCAAAAGCAAUCAGUAUGUAUAUGGAAUUGGAGGUGGCACUGGAUGUCCGAUUCACAAAGAUAGAUCUUGUUAUGUUUGCCACAGGCAAUUGCUAUUUUGUCGUGUAACCCUGGGCAAGUCUUUCCUGCAGUUCAGUGCUAUGAAAAUGGCUCAUUCUCCCCCAGGACAUCACUCCGUUACUGGGCGACCCAGUGUAAAUGGACUGGCAUUGGCAGAAUAUGUCAUUUAUAGAGGGGAGCAGGCUUAUCCAGAAUACUUGAUUACUUAUCAGAUUAUGAAACCUGAAGCCACCACUGAAGCUUAAGACAAAAUACUUAUG
Molecule: messenger RNA, 3387 nt
Organism: Tinamus guttatus (white-throated tinamou)
Lineage: Eukaryota; Metazoa; Chordata; Aves; Tinamiformes; Tinamidae
Source: RefSeq, a predicted model, not a curated record